AAGAGAAAGGCUCCACUAGAUCAGAUCGAGACCCAACAGCAAUGAGGAAGCCUGAUCAAAAUAUGGGAAAGGACAGAGUUAACAAUAACAAGAUCAAGCUGAGGAAGGGAUUGUGGUCACCAGAAGAGGAUGAGAAACUCAUGAAGUACAUGUUAACCAAUGGACAAGGCUGUUGGAGUGACAUUGCCAGGAAUGCUGGUCUCCAACGGUGUGGCAAGAGUUGUCGUCUUCGUUGGAUUAAUUACUUGAGACCUGAUCUUAAGCGUGGCGCCUUCUCUCCUCAAGAGGAAGAGCUUAUCAUACAUUUGCAUUCCAUCCUCGGCAACAGGUGGUCUCAAAUCGCGGCUCGUCUUCCAGGAAGGACAGAUAAUGAAAUAAAGAAUUUCUGGAACUCCACGCUAAAGAAAAGAUUGAAAAACAACACCUCCACAUCCUCAUCACCCAACAACAGUGAUUCAUCGGAGCCCAGAGACCAUGGUGUAGGAGGGAUUUUCCCUGUGCAUGAACAUGACAUCAUGACCUUAUGCAUGGACUCAUCUUCCUCAUCAUCAACAUCCAUGCGACCAAUUGUUACGGGCAAGCAGUUUGAUCCGUUUCCUCUGCUCAACAACCGUUACGACAUGACAGGUGCACCGUGUUUGUUCGAUGUGCCCGCGUGCUUAACGCAAGGUGGUAUGGGAGAAGGACUUUACGGGGAUUAUGGGGUUUUAGAGCCUGCAAAUAAAAUAGGGUUGGAAGGGGACUUUUCUCUUCCUCCACUUGAGAGUAGAAGCAUUGAAGAAAAUAAUGCUGCCAAUGCCAGCAUUGAUAUGAAAAGCAAUAACAACCACUACAAUAAUACUUGCUUCAACAACACUGAUCAGAGCUUUAAAGUAGGGGACAUAUUUGGGUUAGAAAAUCAUCAUUGGCAAGGAGAAAACUUAAGAAUGGGAGAAUGGGAUCUAGAGGGCUUGAUGGAUAAUAUUUCUUCCUUCCCUUUCCUUGAUUUCCAAGUUGAAUAACUGCCGACACUUAGGGCCUCGGCCUCUCUCUUUCAAAAUCUACCCAAAGCCAUACAUAGGAAAUUUUGGGCAGUUUUUCUUUUUCCCCAUCACCACAAUUUACACUUCAAGCCCUCUCGUUUGCUGCAUUUCUCCUUGCCAUCUUCAUUUCUUUUUCCUCUUUAUCUUAAUUUCUUGGUUCUUCAUUACGUACCCUUUUUUUUUUCCUUUGAAUUCCUUUUCGCCUUCUUUUAGACUCGAAAAUUUAUAUACCGGAGUUUCCAUAAUUCUGGACGUCUGGGAAUAAACAUGAAAAAAGUGGAGAUUAGCACAACCGGAGAUUUCUUGUACGUAUGUAUUUCAGUUUCAGCAAGAGGCACUUCAGUCAAUUCGCAGAGGGGGAGGAUUGGUGCAAGAAUCGUCGUUCCUUUUUCUAAGAGAAAUGUGAAUAGUGAUACAGAUAUAGAAAGUCAAAAAUAAAGAUUAAGAUUAUAGUUGUUGAUUGUAGUUUAAUUUCAUGUACAAAUCAGGGGGAAUAAAUUUGAAAGUGGAGGUUGUUAUUAGUGGAAGCUGAGAAGGAUGCAUGUAACACAAAUUUUACGUAAAAACACCUCAAUAAUAAGC
Molecule: messenger RNA, 1604 nt
Organism: Theobroma umbraticum
Lineage: Eukaryota; Viridiplantae; Streptophyta; Magnoliopsida; Malvales; Malvaceae
Gene: MYB83
Product: myb domain protein 83
Source: RefSeq, a predicted model, not a curated record